Molecule: messenger RNA, 1236 nt
Organism: Aspergillus mulundensis
Lineage: Eukaryota; Fungi; Ascomycota; Eurotiomycetes; Eurotiales; Aspergillaceae
Exons: 1
Coding region: 1-1236 (411 amino acids)
Source: RefSeq, a predicted model, not a curated record
AUGCCUAAAGCGCCCCCUCGACGAAAACAACCUGCUCAUAGGGGUGCCUCUGCUCCGUACCCGCCUACAACAGACGCCGAUCAUGGACCUACGAAUGACGAAGGCCAACACCAAGCAGGAGGUCAACAACAAAGCACUCGAAUCAUGUCGCCACCUCCUGAAGCUCAACUGAUAGAGCCAAUGUCAGUGAUAGAAAAGCGCUAUAGGACAUUCAUCAGUAAGUACGCUUUCCAUGCACCUACACUCCCCACCAACAAUGGUCCAGGACUCGACGAACCCCACGACCCCCUCUGCUACGAAUGCUUCCACCCAGGCCAACUCGUCCCCUGCGGGACCUGCCGAAAAGUCUGCCACGCCGACUGCAUGCCCCCAGAAGCCCCGUGGACCGUCGACGCCGGCGACCCCGACACCUGCUACUGCCCCGUCUGCGUGAGCCUAGGGUGGAACAACAAAAAGCAACGCCCAACGCCCAACACCGCAGACAAGCCCACGUAUGCGUCGAACCCGUGGUUCCCGCAGAUUCUGACGGCGCACCCGAAGGCCCCGCCGGGGACGACGUAUGAGACGUCGCUGAUGCUGGACUUUGCGCUGAAGAAGUUGACGCCUGUUGCGAGGGCCGCCGCGUUGCCGGUUACGGGGGGGAAUGAGGGCGUGGGCGUGCCGGUUGCGUCGGCGGCUUCAGCCUCCGCUUCGACUUCGACUUCCGGUGCGCCUGUGGCUGCAGGUGCUGCGCACGCAUCGCCACUGGCAGUGUCGAGCGCGGGACCGGGGACCGUCAAUGGGGGAACGCGCGGUAGCUUGAUGCCGAUAUCUCGGAACAAUAACACGGGUACGCCGGUGCCUGCUCCUCCUCCUGCUCCUCCUCCUGCUUCUGUUCCUGCGGCAUCGGCGUCAUUACCAUCCUGGCGGAAAUCCCGGUUUGAUAUAUUAUCCGGUGAAGUUGGGACUGCGCUUUCGGUUGUCUAUAGAGAGCUCGAAGAGAUUCCGUUGCUGCGACGGACGGCGGAGGAGCUCGAGUCGAAGUUGUCUGGUAUGCGGCAGGACGUCAACAUCUAUAAGAAUGAGAUUGCGCUGCUCAAGAGGAUGGGCGGCGGUACUCAGAUGACAACAGUGACGGCGAGGAAGAAUGAUCUUGAGCGUGAGAAUGUUGAGUUGAGAAGCCAGCUGGAGAAGUCGGACCAGGCGUUGAGGGAGUGGAAGGGGAAACUGGCUGGGAUAUUGGGUCAAAAGGUUUAG